This is a messenger RNA of Acomys russatus (golden spiny mouse), 1925 nucleotides long. Its product is annotated as zinc finger protein 226-like. NCBI's taxonomy places the organism in Eukaryota, Metazoa, Chordata, Mammalia, Rodentia, Muridae. The transcript is spliced from 5 exons. The record is from RefSeq and is a predicted model, not a curated record. Gene Ontology annotation, molecular function: DNA-binding transcription repressor activity, RNA polymerase II-specific. Bases 1 to 1830 code for a protein of 609 amino acids. Gene Ontology annotation, biological process: negative regulation of transcription by RNA polymerase II.
AUGUUGUGGCUGGGCACGCUGCUCUGUGAUGUGCUCCUGAAAGGAGUGGAUAUCCUGCGUGGUGUUGCCCAUUAUCCUCUGACCAUAGGUUACGAGGGAUGUACACCUGCCUAUCUGAGGACCCACCGUGCGGCUCUGCACCUCCCAGAAGGAAAGAUAAAAAGUGAGCGCGCCCAUGGUCAUGUGUGCUUGUUGCAGGAGGCAGUAACAUUCAAGGACGUGGCCGUGGUCUUCACGAAGGAAGAGUUCAGGCUGCUGGACUCCUCCCAGAGAAAGCUGUACCAAGAUGUGAUGGUGGAGAAUUUUCGGAACCUGCUUUCAGUGGAGUAUCAACUUUUCAAACGAGAUAAGCCACACACAGAAAGAGAAGAGAAGCUUCGGGCGAAGAGGGCGACCCAGAGGGCGAGAAAUUUAGGAAUUGACAGUCAGAGUGAGCUAAGGGCUGUCCGAGGUAGGGGGUCACCUGAAGCCCUUUCCUGCUGGCAAAUCUGGCGGUGGGUGACAGACGACUUAACGAGGUGUCAAGACGCUGAGGCAAAUAGUCCUCAGUUACAGGGCGGCUCCCCGUGCCAGUUCGAGGCAGGGUUCUCUGCUCACGUUUCUGAAGAUGAGGGCUCUCUACGGAGUCAUAAAGCAAAUGUUCCCAUUGACGCGGGAAGCCUCCUGUUUCCAGUUUUGAGAACCCCGAAACAUUUUCUGACUGAGCCUCAGAAACAUAAGGAUGGAUACCGACAGAUUGCCACGAGAAACGAACUGGGUCACUCUACAAGUCGUAGAGCGCACAAACGUGAAGAGCUUUAUAGUCCCUGCGAUCCCGGGAGGGAUAAUGGUAUAAAGACGGCGCCAUCUGAUCAGAAUGGAAUGAUUCACACCGGGCAGGAAAAUGACCGGUGUAAAGAAGCCGUUCCUGAUCCCCACCAACUGUUAGACUCAGGAGAGAGGGCUCGUGCAAGUGGUGGACGUGGGGAAGGCUUCCACGACAGCACAGAUGGUUGCGUGUAUCAAGGAGAUCACACAGGAGAAAAACAUAAGGAAUCCGGCCAUAGUCCGCAUCUACCCAUCCACCAGAAGGACCACACAGUAGCGAGACCGUACAAAUGUGAGCAGUGCGGGAAAUAUUUCAGUUGUAGAUCAGCCCUGAAUGUUCACUUUAAAGUCCACACCAGGGAGAGACCUUAUAAUUGUGAGGCCUGUGGGAGUGCCUUCAGCCAGGCCUCUCACCUUCAAGAUCACCAGAGACUCCACACGGGGGAGAAACCGUUCAAAUGUGACGCGUGCGGCAAGAGCUUCAGUCGGAAUUCACACCUUCGGUCCCAUCAGAGAGUCCACACGGGAGAGAAGCCGUACAAAUGCGAGGAAUGCGGGAAGAGCUUCAUUUGUAGCUCCAAUCUUUACAUCCAUCAGAGAGUCCACACGGGAGAGAAACCCUACAAAUGUGUGGAGUGUGGGAAAGAAUUCAGUCGCCCUUCAAGCCUGCAGGCCCAUCAGGGCAUACACACCGGAGAGAAAUCGUAUGUAUGCACCGUGUGUGGUAAAGGCUAUACUCUGAACUCCAACCUUCAAGUCCACCUGAGAGUCCACACGGGAGAGAAGCCGUACAGAUGUGACGUGUGUGGCAAAGUCUUCAGUCGCUCUUCGCAACUACAGUCUCAUCAGCGGGUCCACACGGGCGAGAAACCCUACAAGUGCGAGGUGUGUGGUAAGAGCUUUGGUUGGCGGUCAAAUCUAAUAAUUCACCACAGGAUCCACAGCAGUGGUAAGCCUUCUAAGAGCAAGAAAGAUGGUAAAAACGUCAAGGAAUCCAGUCCCGAAAAGUGUUCUAUAAAAUAGUGCGUUGACAGACUUGUGUCACGUGGACUUUUAUUUUUAUUUUAUUUUUGCAUUUAAUUACAUGUGAGGGCUGUAGAGACGGCUCAGCAGCUCAG